Molecule: messenger RNA, 6564 nt
Organism: Closterium sp. NIES-65
Lineage: Eukaryota; Viridiplantae; Streptophyta; Zygnematophyceae; Desmidiales; Closteriaceae
Source: the annotation of a GenBank genome assembly
AUGUCCACGUCCACGUCCACGUCCACGUCCACGUCCACGUCCACGUCCACGUCCAAGUCCACGUCCACGUCCACGUCCACGUCCACGUCCACGUCCCCAUCUCCCGCUUUCCAUCACCCCGCCUCAUUCUCCCUCCUUCCAUCACCCCGCCCCAUUCUCCCGAUUUCCAUCACCCCGCCCCAUUCUCCCGCUUUCCAUCACCCCGCCCCAUUUCCCUGCUUUCCAUCACCCCGCCCCAUUCUCCUGCUUUCCAUCACCCCGCCCCGUUCUCCCGCUUUCCAUCACCCCGCCCAAUUCUCCCGCUUUCCAUCACACGCCCAUUCUCCCGCUUUCCAUCACCACGCCCCAUUCUCCCGCUUUCCAUUACCGCGCCCCAUUUUCCCGCUUCCCAUCAUCUCGCCCCAUUCUCCCGCUUUCCAUCACCCUGCCCCAUUCUCCCUCCUUCGAUCACCCCACCCCAUUCUCCCGCUUUCCAUCUCCUCGCCCCAUUCUCCCGCUUUCCAUCACACCGCCCUUUUCUCCCGCUUUCCAUCACCCCGCCCCAUUCUCCCGCUUUCCAUCACCCCGCCCCAUUCUCCCGCUUUCCAUCACCCCGCCCCAUUCUCCCACUUUCCAUCACCCCACCCCAGUCUCCCGCUUUCCAUCACCCCGCCCCAUUCACCCGCUUUCCAUCACCCCAACCCAUUCUCCCGCUUUCCAUCACUCCGCCCCAUUCUCCCGCUUUCCUUCACCCCUUCCCAUUCUCCCUCUUUCCAUCACCCCGCCCCAUUCUCCCACUUUCUAUCACCCCACCCCAUUCUCCUGCUUUCCAUCACUCCGCCCCAUUCUCCAUCCUUCCAUCACCCCGCCCCAUUCUCCCGCUUUCCAUCACCCCGACCCAUUCUCCCACUUUCCAUCACCCCGCCCAAUUCUCUCGAUUUCCGUCACCCUGCCCCAUUCUCCCUCUUUCCGUCACCCCGCCCCAUUCUCCCGCUUUCUAUCAUCCCGCCCCAUUCCCCCGCUUUCCAUCACCCUGCCCUAUUCUCCCAAUUUCCAUCACCCCGCCCCAUUCUCCCUCCUUCCAUCACCCCGCCCCAUUCUCCCGCUUUCCAUCACCUCGCCCCAUUCUCCCGCUUUCCAUCACCCCGCCCUUUUCUCCCGCUUUCCAUCACCCCGCCCCAUUCUCCCGCUUUCCAUCAGCCCGCCCCAUUCUCCCGCUUUCCAUCACCCCGCCCCAUUCUCCCGCUUUCCAUCACCCCACCCCAUUCUCCCGGUUUCCAUCACCCCGCCCCCUUCUCCCUCCUUCCAUCACCCUGCCCCAUUCUCCCUCCUUCCAUCACCCCGCCCCAUUCUCCCGCUUUCCAUCAGCCCGCCCCAUUCUCCCGCUUUCCAUCACCCCGCCCCAUUCUCCCGCUUUCCGUCUCCCCGCCCCAUUCUCCCGCUUUCCAUAACCCCGCCCCAUUCUCCCGCUUUCCAUCACCCCUCCCCAUUCUCCCGCUUCCCAUCAUCCCGCCCCAUUUCCCUCCUUUCCGUCACCUCUCCCCAUUCUCCCUCCUUCCAUCACCCAGCCCCAUUCUCCCGCUCUCCAUCACCUCGCCCCAUUCUCCCGCUUUCCAUCACCUCGCCCCAUUCUCACGCUUUCCAUCACCCCGCCCCAUUCACCCGCUUUCCAUCACCCAGCCCCAUUCUCCUGCCUUCCAUCACCCCGCUCCAUUCUCCCGCUUUCCAUCACCCCGCCCCAUUCUCCCACUUUCCAUCACCCCGCCCCAUUCUCCCGCUUUCCAUCACCCCGCCCCAUUCUCCCUCCUUCCAUCACCCCGCCCCAUUCUCCCGCUUUCCAUCACCCCGCCCCAUUCUCCCUCCUUCCAUCACCCCGCCCAAUUCUCCCUCCUCCCAUCACCCUGCCCCAUUCUCCCGCUUUCCAUCACCCUGCCCCAUUCUCCCGCUUCCCAAAACCCCACCCCAUUCUCCCGCUUUCCAUCACCCCGCCACAUUCUCCCACUUUCCAUGACCCUGCCCCCUUCUCUCUCCUUCCAUCACGCUGCCCCAUUCUCCCGCUUACCAUCACCCCACCCCAUUUUCCCCCCCAUCUCCCGCUUUCCAUCACCCCGCCACAUUCUCCCACUUUCCAUCACCCCGCCCCAUUCUCCCUCCUUCCAUCACCCCGCCCCAUUCUCCCUCCUUCCAUCACCCCGCCCCAUUCUCCCGCUUUCCAUCACCCCGCCCAAUUCUCCCGCUUUCCAUCACCCCGCCCCAUUCUCCCGCUUUCCAUCACCCCGCCCCAUUCUCCCUCUUUCCAUCACCCUGCCCCAUUCUCCCUCCUUCCAUCACCCCGCCCCAUUCUCCGCUUCCCAUAACCCCAGCCCCAUCUCCCGCUUUCCAUCACCCCGCCACAUUCUCCCACUUUCCAUCACCCCGCCCCAUUCUCCCUCCUUCCAUCACCCCGCCCCAUUCUCCCUCCUUCCAUCACCCCGCCCCAUUCUCCCGCUUUCCAUCUCCCCGCCCCAUUCUCCCGCUUUCCAUCACCCCGCCCCAUUCUUCCGCUUCCCAUCAUCCCGCCCCAUUCCCCCGCUUUCCAUCACCCCGCCCCAUUCUCCCGCUUUCCAUAACCCCGCCCUAUUCUCCCGCUUUCCAUCACCCAGCCACCUGCUCCAUUCUCCCGCUUUCCAUCACCCCGCCUCAUUCUUCCUUCCUAUCAACCCGCCCCAUUCUCCCACUUUCUAUCACCCGUCCCCAUUCUCCCUCCUUCCAUCACCCCGCCCCAUUCUCCCGCUUUCCAUCACCCCGCCCCAUUCUCCCGCUUUCCAUCACCUCGCCCCAUUCUCCCGCUUUCCAUCACCCUGCCCCAUUCUCCCGCUUUCCAUCAACCUGCCCCAUUCUCCCGCUUUCCACCACCCUGCCAGAUUCUCCCUCCUUCCAUCACCCCACCCCAUUCUCCCGCUUUCCAUCACCACGCCCUAUUCUCCUGCAUUCCAUCACCCCACACCAUUCUCCCGCUUUCCAUCACCCCUCCCCAUUCUCCUGCUUUCCAUCACCCCGCCCCAUUCUCCCUCCUUCCAUGACCCCGCCCCAUUCUCCCUCCAUCCAUCACCCCGCCCUAUUCUCCCAAUUUCCAUCACCCGCCCCAUUCUCCCGCUUUCCAUCACCCCGCCCCAUUCUUCCGCUUUCCAUCACCUCGCCCCAUUCUCCCGCUUUCCAUCACCCCGCCCCAUUCUCCCGCUUUCCAUAACACGCCCAUUCUCCCUCUCCUGCUUUCCAUCACCCCGCCCCAUUCACCCACUUUCCAUCACCCCACCCCAUUCUCCUGCUUUCCAUCACUCCGCCCCAUUCUCCCGCUUUCCUUCACCCCUUCCCAUUCUCCCGCUUUCCAUCACCCCGCCCCAUUCUCCCACUUUCUAUCACCCCACCCCAUUCUCCCGCUUUCCAUCACCCCGCCCCAUUCUCCCGCUUUCCAUCACCCCGACCCAUUCUCCCACUUUCCAUCACCCCGCCCAAUUCUCUCGAUUUCCGUCCCCCUGCCCCAUUCUCCCUCUUUCCGUCACCCCGCCCCAUUCUCCUGCUUUCCAUCAUCCCGCCCCAUUCCCCCGCUUUCCAUCACCCCGCCCUAUUCUCCCUCUUUCCAUCAUCCUGCCCCAUUCUCCCUCCUUCCAUCACCCCGCCCCAUUCUACCGCUUUCCAUCACCCCGCCACAUUCUUCCACUUUCCAUCACCCCGCCCCAUUCUCCCUCCUUCCAUCACCCCGCCCCAUUCUCCCUCCUUCCAUCACCCCGCCCCAUUCUCCCGCUUUCCAUCAGCCCGCUCCAUUCUCCCGCUUUCCAUCACCCCGCCCCAUUCUCCCGCUUUCCAUCACCCCGCCCCAUUCUCCCGGUUUCCAUCACCCCGCCCCCUUCUCCCUCCUUCCAUCACCCCGCCCCAUUCUCCCUCCUUCCAUCACCCCGCCCCUUUCUCCCGCUUUCCAUCAGCCCGCCCCAUUCUCCCGCUUUCCAUCACCCCGCCCCAUUCUCCCGCUUUCCAUCUCCCCGCCCCAUUCUCCCGCUUUCCAUAACCCCGCCCCAUUCUCCCGCUUUCCAUCACCGCGCCCCAUUCUCCCGCUUCCCAUCAUCCCGCCCCAUUUCCCUCCUUUCCGUCACCCCUCCCCAUUCUCCCUCCUUCCAUCACCCAGCCCCAUUCUCCCGCUCUCCAUCACCUCGCCCCAUUCUCCCGCUUUCCAUCACCUCGCCCCAUUCUCACGCUUUCCAUCACCCCGCCCCAUUCACCCGCUUUCCAUCACCCCGCCCCAUUCUCCCGCUUUCCAUCACCCCGCCCCAUUCUCCCGCUUUCCAUAACCCCGCCCCAUUCUCCCGCUUUCCAUCACCCCACCCCACUCCCGCUUUCCAUCACCCCGCCCCAUUCUCCCGCUUUCCAUCACCCCGCCCCAUUCUCCCGCUUUCCAUCACUCCACCCCAUUCUCCCGCUUUCCAUCACCCCGCCCCAUUCUCCCGCUUUCCAUCACCCCGCCCCAUUCUCCCUCCUUCCAUCACCCCGCCUCAUUCUCCCUCCUUCCAUCACCCCGCCCCAUUCUCCCGCUUUCCAUCACCCCGCCCCAUUCUCCCGCUUCCCAUCACCCCGCCCCAUUCUCCCGCUUUCCAUCACCCCGCCCCAUUCUCCCGCAUUCCAUCACCCCGCCCCAUUCUCCCGCUUUCCAUAACCCCGCCCCAUUCUCCUGCUUUCGAUCACCCCGCCACAUUCUCCCACUUUCCAUCACCCCGCCCCAUUCUCCCUCCUUCCAUCACCCGCCCCAUUCUCCCUCCUUCCAUCACCCCACCCCAUUCUCCCUCCUACCAUCACCCCGCCCCAUUCUCCCGCUUUCCAUCAACAUGCCCCAUUCUCCCGCUUUCCAUCACCACGCCUCAUUCUCCCGCUUUCCAUCACCUCGCCCCAUACUCCCGCUUUCCAUCACCCCGCCCCAUUCUCCCACUUUCCAUCACCCCGCCCGAUUAUCCCGCUUUCCAUCACCCCGCCCCAAUCUCCCUCCUUCCAUCACCCCGCCCCAUUCUCCCGCUUUCCAUGACCCCGCCCCAUUCUCCCGCAAUCCAUCACCCCGCCCCAUUCUCCCACUUUCUAUCACCCCGCCCCAUUCUCCCGCUUUCCAUCACCCUGCCCCAUUCUCCCUCCUUCCAUCACCCCGCUUUAUUUUCCCUCCUUCCAUCACCCCGCACCAUUCUCCCGCCUUCCAUCACCCCGCCCCAUUCUUCCGCUUCCCAUCAUCCCGCCCCGUUCCCCCGCUUUCCAUCACCCCUCCCCAUUCUCCCUCCUUCCAUCACCCCGCUCCAUUCUCCGGCUUUCCAUCACCCGCCCCAUUCUCCUGAUUUCCAUCACCUCGCCCCAUUCUCCCGCUUUCCAUCACCCCGCCCCAUUCUUCUGCUUUCCAUCACCCCGCCCCAUUCUCCCGCUUUCCAUCACCCCGCACCAUUCACCCGCUUUCCAUCACCCGCCCCAUCUCCCGCUUUCCAUCACCCCGCCCCAUUCUCCCGCUCUCCAUCACCCCGCCCCAUUCUCCCGCUUUUCAUCACCCCGCCCCAUUCUCCCGCUGUCCAACACCCCUCCCCAUUCUCCCGCUUUCCAUCACCCCGCCCCAUUCUCCCGCUUUCCAUCACCCCGCCCCAUUGUCCCGCUAUCCAUCACCCCGCCCCAUUCUCCCGCUUUCCAUCACUCCGCCCCAUUCUCCCGCUUUCCUUCACCCCUUCCCAUUCUCCCGCUUUCCAUCACCCCGCCCCAUUCUCCCACCUUCUAUCACCCCACCCCAUUCUCCCGCUUUCCAUCACCCCGCCCCAUUCUCCCGCUUUCCAUCACCCCGACCCAUUCUCCCACUUUCCAUCACCCCGCCCAAUUCUCUUGAUUUCCGUCCCCCUGCCCCAUUCUCCCUCUUUCCGUCACCCCGCCCCAUUCUCCCGCUUUCCAUCAUCCCGCCCCAUUCCCCCGCUUUCCAUCACCCCGCCCUAUUCUCCCUCUUUCCAUCACCCCGCCCCAUUCUCCCUCCUUCCAUCACCCCGCCCCUUUCUCCCGAUUUCCAUCAGCCCGCCCCAUUCUCCCGCUUUCCAUCACCCCGCCCCAUUCUCCCGCUUUCCAUCACCUCGCCCCAUUCUCACGUUUUCCAUCACCCCGCCCCAUUCACCCGCUUUCCAUCACCCCGCCCCAUUCUCCCGCUUUCCAUCACCCCGCCCCAUUCUCCCGCUUUCCAUCACCCCGCCCCAUUCUCCCGCUUUCCAUCACCCCACCCCACUCCCGCUUUCCAUCACCCCGCCCCAUUCUCCCGCUUUCCAUCACUCCGCCCCAUUCUCCCGCUUUCCUUCACCCCUUCCCAUUCUCCCGCUUUCCAUCACCCCGCCCCAUUCUCCCACUUUCUAUCACCCCACCCCAUUCUCCCGCUUUCCAUCACCCCGCCCCAUUCUCCCGCUUUCCAUCACCCCGACCCAUUCUCCCACUUUCCAUCACCCCGCCCCAUUCUCCCGCUUCCCAUCACCCCGCCCCAUUCUCCCGCUUUCCAUCACCCCGCCCCAUUCUCCCGCAUUCCAUCACCCCGCCCCAUUCUCCCGCUUUCCAUAA